AGGUCACUGCUUCAUGUGAAUUUCGGGGAAUGACAAAAAGUGAGGCCGAAAGGGAACCACUAACGAGCGAAAUGGUUGAAAUGGACUCCACCCAUCCAAAUCCGAUCGCGAACCCCUCGAAACCCCAUGUGAGCAACGUGAAAUGGACCCCCUUCAUGACCGCCGCCUUCUUCUUCCUCGUCAUCAUGAACUGGCCGGGCGAGAUGCAGUUUGAGGGGAAGCCGAUCCCAGCUGCCAAACGUUGCCUUGCUAUCCUGGUGUCCGUCUCCACCCUGUGGGCUACAGAAGCAAUCCCCCUCUACGUGACGUCCUUGCUGAUCCCCGUCUUGACGGUUGGUAGCGGUGCCCUGCUGCCUCUUGCGGGCAAGUGCAAGCAGGGCGAUACAGAAUGUAUCGCUGCUCAGUACAGCCCUCUGAGCCCCAGUGCAGCUGCGAGGGAGAUUUGUGGGCAGUUCUUCGAUCCUACAGUUCUCUUGUUCAUGGCUGGAUUCUCGAUCGGGGCAGUGAUGGAGAAGCAGCGGCUCUCUAACAUGAUCGCCAGCAUCCUUCUCCGCCCUUUUGGAAACAAACCUGAGAAUGUCCUGCUGGGCAUCAUGUCUCUCGGCACGUUCCUCUCCAUGUGGAUCAGCAACGUUCCCUCGUCAGUCCUCUGUGUCAGUCUGGCUCAACCUAUCAUACAUCAGCUGCCCAACAGGGACCCUUACGCCAAGGCGCUGCUGAUCGGUAUUGCAAUCAGCAACAACAUCGGGGGAAUGACAACGCCCAUCGCUUCUCCUCAGAACGUCAUCGCGUUCAACUGGUGCAGCGUGACAGGAAACCCUGUCUCCUUCAUGGGCUGGUUGUGCCUCACCAUCCCUUACUGUGGUAUCCUCUUGCUGGCUGCAUGGUACAUCAUCCGCUUCCGGUAUCCUCCCCAGCUGAGGACCCUACAGAUCUCAGAGCUGACACGAGAGCAGCCGAGGAUGAACCCGUCACAGGUCCUGGCCUUGGGCGUCACCACCUGCACUGUCGUGGCGUGGGCAUUUUGGAAGCCUCUCGAUCUCGAGCCGAUCUUCGGCUCCAUGGGCUUGCUGGGGAUUAUUCCGAUCGCCAUCUUCUUCAGCUCGGGGCUUCUUGACAGGAACGACUUCCACAACGGCCUCAACUGGUCUGUCCUUGUGCUCAUCGGCGGAGGGUUGGCCCUUGGGCACGUGAUGGAACGCUCCUACCUCCUCCACAUCAUGUCGUCGACCAUCCAGGAGUCCCUCAGCGGAGCGAACCUCUGGACGUUCACAACGGCCUUCUCCUCGUUCAUGGCCAUCAUCGCCAACUUCGUUUCGUCGACGGUCGCCGCCAUCAUCAUCCUGCCCGUCGUUGCCAACGUGGGCAAGUCGAUCGGGCAGGCCAACGUCAUGAUCAUCGCCUCCGUCUUCAUGGAUUCCGCAGCGAUGGCGCUGCCCGUCUCUUCCUUCCCCAACACUAACUCGUUCGCUGUCCUCCGGAGAGGACCAGUUCCGACGAUCGAGGACGGCGAGGACGAGAACUCCAAGGAUGGCAGCAACAAGUCUGCAGGCAAUGGCUCUGUGCUGGAGGUGCAGGAUUACGUCAUCACCGGAGGGCUGGUGACCCUCGUCGCUCAGCUCGAGGUCUCCACCAUCGGCUUCCUCCUCCUCCGCGGCAUCGUCGGCAGGUGAUGGAGGCACCGAGACGUCCGCCCGCCCCGGCCUUGUUUUUGUUGUCUCGAUUAUUCAUUUUUGAGAAUACUUUACACGCCCUAGCUCGCC
Molecule: messenger RNA, 1763 nt
Organism: Guillardia theta CCMP2712
Lineage: Eukaryota; Cryptophyceae; Pyrenomonadales; Geminigeraceae
Exons: 7
Coding region: 30-1673 (547 amino acids)
Biological process (GO): polyphosphate metabolic process; monoatomic anion transmembrane transport; phosphate ion transport
Cellular component (GO): membrane
Molecular function (GO): phosphate transmembrane transporter activity
Source: RefSeq, a predicted model, not a curated record